AUGUCAUGCAUUGAUUCCUGCCUCCAAGGAGGCUGCAGUAUCCCCACUGGCCCAGCCACCACCCUCUGCUCCUCUGACGUAUGUUGUCCACGUGGAGUCUGCCUGCCCAGUACCUAUCCACACAAGAUCAGCCUUCUUCAUCCCACCUGCUGUGACACCUGCCCCCAACCCUGUUGUGUGCCUGACUCCUAUGUGUCAUCGUGUUGGCUGCUCAACAAGUGCCACCCUGCCCCAAACCUGAAUGGGAUCUCUGUUACCACCUGCGUCCAGUCUUGUGAGUGUGAACCCCCUUGUUGCUAG
Castor canadensis (American beaver) is the source of this 300-nucleotide messenger RNA. NCBI's taxonomy places the organism in Eukaryota, Metazoa, Chordata, Mammalia, Rodentia, Castoridae. The record is from RefSeq and is a predicted model, not a curated record.